GCGUACCUGCGCGGACCGGAGUAGUCGAACCCUGGUGCUCCCAGUUGUUCGGCUGGGUGCUAGGGGUAGAAGACGACCACUGGGCCUGAGGGUUGUCGUAGUAGGACAUGUUGCAAUGUUCUCGGGGUUGGGUGGGAAAAAUCGGGACGUAGACGAUUCGGCUCGGGGUCUUUCAAAUCUCGGACAAUGAAGAUCUAUUGGGAGAAUGUCUGGUCAGUUUGGUGCUGUUGCGGGAUGUUGACGACAGAAUGCGACGGCGAUGUGCAGCGCAAUGCGAGAACGGUGCCAGAAACAAGGGCAAUACGAAAGGUGAUUGAGGAAAUUUGCCGCUGCGGCCGAUGUCAAGAUGCGCACCAUCGGCCAGCUAAGACAUGGAUCCAUCAAAAAGCACCACCUAACGCUCCGGGGCCCCUCGUCGCAACACGUUGACAAAUCGACCGGAAUCCUGUGCGUCGAGGUCUCGACU
Fusarium redolens is the source of this 466-nucleotide messenger RNA. RefSeq lists its product as uncharacterized. Lineage: Eukaryota; Fungi; Ascomycota; Sordariomycetes; Hypocreales; Nectriaceae. The record is from RefSeq and is a predicted model, not a curated record. The transcript has a single exon. The coding region runs from base 187 to 429 and encodes 80 amino acids.